Drosophila ficusphila is the source of this 1026-nucleotide messenger RNA. Its product is annotated as neuromedin-U receptor 1-like. Gene Ontology annotation, cellular component: plasma membrane. Bases 1 to 1026 code for a protein of 341 amino acids. The transcript is spliced from 2 exons. Lineage: Eukaryota; Metazoa; Arthropoda; Insecta; Diptera; Drosophilidae. Gene Ontology annotation, molecular function: G protein-coupled receptor activity. The record is from RefSeq and is a predicted model, not a curated record. Gene Ontology annotation, biological process: G protein-coupled receptor signaling pathway.
AUGGCCGCCAUUACACGAGCGGCCAUCACCGGAUGUCCGAAAAAACUGUUGCCUACUUGGCGGCGGCUCAAUCCCAUCAUCGCCAUAUCCAGCUACAGCGUGGAGCCCUACGGAGACGGAACGGAUGCCCCCGUCUGCACCACCGCCGCCGACGGCUUCUGGCCGAUCUUCUACUUCGUGGGCAGCAUCACGGUGUUCUUCUUCCUGCCCUUCGGCAUCCUGCUCCUCCUGUACGCCGCGAUCGCCUACAAGCUGCUGCGUCCGAACAACGCCUUCCACCGGCCCACCUCCCCGCAGCCUCUGCCCCAGCAGCCGCCGGGAGGCACUGCAUCCGCCCAGGCGCCCAGCUCCAAGGGCAACAGCCACCAGCAGAGCAACGGGAUGCGGAAGCACCGCAAGCAGGUCAUCUUCAUGCUGGUGGCCGUCGUCUCCAGCUUCUUCGUCUGCCUGCUGCCCUUCCGAGCCUUCACCCUGUGGGUGAUCCUGGCUAGCGCCGAGGACGUGGAGCACCUGGGCAUCGCCGGCUACUACAACCUGCUGUACUUCUCGCGCUUUAUGCUCUACCUCAACUCGGCCAUGAACCCCAUCCUGUACAACCUGAUGUCCUCCAAGUUCCGCAGCGGCUUCUGGCGGCUGCUGCUGAGUUGCUUGGGCCAGAGGCCGCAUCACCACCAUCACCGCCACCACUACCACCAGCGGCAAAACCCAACGGCGGGCGGAAGUGGACGCACUGCGUCGAGGCGGCAGGAGCAAGAUGCCGAGGAGGGAGCCACGCUGGCGGGUUCCACCGGUACGCGACAUCCACGUCGCACUCUCCGCCGCGAGGCCACCUUCCUGAUCAACUCCAUAUCCACCUCCUCGGGCACGGAACGCACCACAUCCUCCUCCGCGUGGCGCAGCAACAGCCUCUCCAUUUCCGGCCUGAGCGAACGGGAACGGGGCAUCCUGGGAGCCGCCAUCAUCGGGACGACGGCCGCCACCGUUACAACCGCCUGCCUGCAGGAGCGACGGGCCAGCAAGAUCUGA